AUGGCCCCUAAAAAGAAACCGGCACAACCGAGCGCAAAGCGAAGAAAAGGUAAUGGAGAACCUCAAGCUAUUGAGCAGUAUAAUGGAGAAAUGAGACGGACGCUAUCAACUUCUCUGCAAACCCGAGCAUUGAAAGCCUGUACUUACUGCCGCAAACAGAAGACUCGUUGUUUUAAAGCUUCUCCCUUUGCGGUUAGCUGUCUCCGUUGCUUGGGAUCAGAAAGAGAAUGCUCUCUAGAAGAAGAGUAUAAGAGAGAAAAUCCUGAGGUGAAGGUAGUUCAAGGUGUGCCUGAACACUUUGUUGGGCAAGAAACUGUGGGGGACGGUAGUUCUCCAUUGGAGUUUCUUACAAGACCAUUUCCAACUCACAUACGUCCCUAUGCUGAUGAUAUGAAGACCAGGCUUGACGGAAUAUAUUUGGGCGUCUCCGAGCUUUUAGCAUUAGUGAAGAACGGAGCCAAAACAGACGGAGACUCUUCCACGCUCAACAGCGAUGCCAGACUAUUUCUUGACGCGACCUCCUCAAUGAGACGAAGUCCCGCUCCUCCCACUUUGGCAUUAAUGUCAGGGACUAGAUCUAAUAGUCCGGGUCCUAGCCCACUACCAAAUAAGGCAGGCUAUUUCAGCCACUCAGGUUCUUCUGCUGGUCAGAGGCCCCAACUGCAAAAUAUGGAAGAGAUUGGUGUGAAUGAAGAAGACCCAUACGGUUUCAUGCUUCCAUCCAACUCAUUUCAAUCUGCUCCUCUUACUGUUAUAGCGCGACAAGUACGAGAUGUGCCACGCCCUAUACUUAAUCUUCUCCAGCUCACUAACAUUGAAAACCCAACUAGCAGGAGGUUUUUUGAUGUGGAGAAAGAUGUCAUUAGUGGCGGUAUCCUUACUGAACCAGAAGUGGUCGAUUUAAUUAAUGAUUUUAGAAGCAAUUAUGGUCGGUGGGUGCUGUUUCCACUGUAUAUGGCAACGGACGAGCUUAUAGUCCAAAUCAGGAAGAGAUCUUCUCUUUUGCUUACUACAUGUUGCUGUUUGUCAUUGCGGUACCUGUUAAACGGGAAACCAAGCCCAGGAGAUGUGGACAGCUUUAGAAGGAAGAAAGACACCUAUAAACUAAUCAUGCAGCAAUUAGUUACAGACUUGGAUAAAUCACUCCUUAAAUUUGUGGCGUUUCUGGGAACAGCAGAAAAUUUGGGGGAUGUAGAAUUUUUUCAAGCAAUCGUCAUCUUAUCCAUUUACCUGAUGUCAUUAUCUUCCAUUAUCAACGACACCAUUGAUCCGGAUACCUUGCUUGAAACAGACCUAGCAUUGAGGGAGCUCAACCUAGAUCCGUGGUAUUUAUCAGGAUUGGGACUUUCUGCUUUCAUUUCAAAGACUUCAUUUGGUACAUUGUUUUCGGAUAGACUUACUGUCUCUGACAAGCAAAAAGAAACAUUCCUCUCAGAUUUCUCCAUCUGGCGAGGACAAUUUGAAUCCACUGAAGAUCAGAUGUUGACUAUUCUCCGUAUCUACAACCAUCUCAUAUUGAUACACUUAGUCAGUUGCAUCUUUAGUGGGCGCAUGUGUAUCGUUGACGAAAUCAGACUAAACCACUGUAUUGCGUCACUCAGUUUACCUAAUGCUACAAACUUUGAUGGCAGAAUGGUAAGCGAAAUAAGCAUACUUCUCAUCACAUAUAAUUUCGUCCAGUUGAACUUGAAUUCUGGUACAUCCAAAGUGUCCAGCAACGUUGAGAGCAACUUUCAGGUCGUAAAAGAUGAGAUAAAUUCCUGGCUUGAACAAUGGGGCUAUCUUUUUAGCCAGCCUGCACUUCAAUUUGUUGAAUUCUGCUAUCACUUUUGCUACACUUUGAUCUACUACAAUUACACCUAUGCAAAAGUUUUCAUAACAUCUGUAUCUUCUCCAAUGAUGGACUUUUCUCAGAGUACAGUUGAUCAGAUUCUACUUCAUGGGGACAAGGAAAUUUGGCUAGGAAUUAUGUCCCACACUUGCUCGUUGGCGAAGAUAAUCCUGACAGUUAAAGACGACUCAUACUUCGCGUAUCUUUCUGAUCAGAUUCAUUUUUGUUCGUUCUUUGGGGGUUUGAUGUUGAUUAAAACGUUGCACUUCUUAAAGACCAACGACAAACUUCAUUACUUGAACGAUCCAGAUUUGCUUUCAAAGGGCAUGAGUGAGGCAACAUGGAGGGCGCCACUUGAGUACGUGAAACUGCUUAUCGGCAAGUACACUAGGGUGGCACAAGAGAACGAGCAUGACAUCUUGACAAAAUAUAGAAACGGGUUGGUGGAAUGUCUUAAAUCCCUGUUCCCUGACUUCCCAAUCGAUCAGUCAUGA
Clavispora lusitaniae ATCC 42720 is the source of this 2325-nucleotide messenger RNA. RefSeq names its product Zcf19p (gene ZCF19). Gene Ontology annotation, biological process: regulation of DNA-templated transcription. The record is from RefSeq and is a predicted model, not a curated record. Gene Ontology annotation, cellular component: nucleus. NCBI's taxonomy places the organism in Eukaryota, Fungi, Ascomycota, Pichiomycetes, Serinales, Metschnikowiaceae. Gene Ontology annotation, molecular function: DNA-binding transcription factor activity, RNA polymerase II-specific; transcription cis-regulatory region binding; zinc ion binding.